GGUCUCAAUUAUUGGUUUUAUCCCACCUACAGACACCAUCAAAUUUCUUUGUUCUCUCUCGCACAUGUCGCUCUUCUUUGCCGAUCUUGAUGCUUCAUUAUUGAUUAUUGCUGUUGAAGACAAGAUGAAGACGAGGAUAAUUAUUGAUUAAUCAAUACAGUUUACUCUCCAGGCAUGUUUUCUUCAUGAAUCAAUACAACGUUUUGUGAUAUUUUUUAUUCAGAAUACGUUUAGUUCAAAUUAGUUCAGAUUAGGGUUUUUUUGUUCAGAUUUGUUACAUCGAUUUGUUUAGAUUAGGGUUUUUUGGUUCAGAUUUGUUACAUCGAUUUGUUCAGAUUAGGGUUUUUUAUUCAGAUUUGUUACAUCGAUUUGUUCAGAUUAGGGUUUCUUUUUGUUAAAAUGUUUUCAUUGAUUUGAUUGGAUUUUAUAUUUGAUCUUUCGGUAAUUCUCUUCCUAUGCGAAGACAAUGAAUCAGACAUUCAAGAUCAAGAUCUUGAAGAUCCCAUCGAAUUCUUAUGAUAAAUGGACAUUGUAGAGAGAGAUUGAUUGAUGCAUAAUUUAAAGAGAGAAAGGGUUCGAUAGAAGAGAGAUUGGGGUUGGCGCUGUAGGGGGGCUGCACCAGCGGCUUCGGUUGUCGAUGGUGGUGUCAUGCUCUGAAUUUUAUAGGCAAAGGAUUAAUGACUCUUGGGUUUCACACAGAAUGCAUGUCUGCCACUGCUGGUUCUUAUGGGUACAUUGCACUAGAUCGACCAAGAAGGUAUCUUUUAUGUUGCAGGAUAUGCAUACACACCAAAGGUAUUGCAAGAUAUUAAGAACAAGGGUUACAAAGGAAAAUGGCUUUAAAAGUAGAAAAUUGAAGAUUAUUUACGCUAAAAGAUAUAUUUUGGUGUGUGUUUGUUGGUGUUUGAACCAAUUGUUCCGAAUACCGAUGAGUUUCCAACGGCCUAUCUGACGAAAGGGCAGUGCCACGUGCGAUUUUGAGCGGCAAUUCAAUGAGUCUACUCUCUUUUCCUAUUAGUGCCACGUGUUUUUAAUAAGAAAUUGUUCAGUUGUAAACACUCUGUGUUGGAGUUCGAGUGCGAACAACUGAGUAACAGGUUUAGCAUUUGUCUUUAAACCGUGAUGAUCAGCUUCAGGGCUGCCCACCACAGAGGCGGCUCUAUGAUGACCCUGUGGAAAACAACAAAUGGAGGCAUUGCCAGAUGUGCGAAAGGAUGAUCGAAUCAAUGUGCGGGCGUGAGUUAUGUUAUUCUUGUGGUGCUAAAUAUGUUGAUAGUAAACUAGCAUUCAGAUGUGUGUCAUCGAAUACUAACGCAGAGACGAAACUGGCGAUUUUUCUUUGACUCGGGGUUCCAGCCCUGCACUAGAGUCAUUGGAGUCAUCAACAUUCAACACCAACCACAUCUACUUCCACUUUAGUUGAUAUUCAGAUAACCUGAGCUGGAAGAGAGCCAGGUCACGAUCUUGGAAUGAAUUUUGAAUCUGUGAUUUCCAGACUACGAUCCCAGCAGAUUGAGAGGGGGAGUCUGAUGGACAAAGUGCCAGGUUCUAAUUCGGAGAUUGAUGAUGAAUUUUAAAGAUUCAACAUCCGAGGGAGAGGAGUUUGUUGAUGAUAAAAUUCGAGUAAGGAUGCUUACAAUGGAGAACACUUCGGAGAGAAGUUCAAAGACUGAUAAAGACUGAAGGUUGACAAUCGAAGACUCGACACUGAAGACUCCGUCAACAUCCGAGGGGGAGUUUGUUGGUGCAUCCGUUUGUCGCCUACGUCUUGUAUCGAGUCUUGCUUAGGGUUAGUGAGAAUAGUGCACGGAAUCCAAGAUUCAUGUAAUUAUGAGUGAUUCCGCUUGAAAUGACAUCUUGUCAUUUCAAGCGAAAUCACAUAACAUGCUGAUUCCGCUCGAACUAGGUUAGUUUGUGAUUUCGCUUGAGCUGUUAAGUUGUGAUUCCGCUUGAACACUACAUGUUCAGUUCAAGCGGAAUAGGCACUACUAUGUAUAGUGUCACUUGGAGCGAAAUCAAGAAGUUAGUUCAGUUGUUGUCUUCCGGUGAGCCACGAAGUGCUGCCGAAGUGUUGUCAGGCUUGUAAACUGAUUGUUCAUCAAUAUAACAACAAGAUUAAAGUGAAUACGGCUGAGAUUGCACCAAAACAUUAGUUUCCGCCUCUUGUUUUGGAUAAAACUCUUCUGAUCGACUCAUUCGGGUCGGAAAACGAUCCUACAAAACUCCAGUUGCCAUUUGACGCUAUCUUCUUUUCAGUUCUUUGAAGUUUAAACCGAUCUAAAAAAGUUUACGUUGUGAGAUAAUCGAAAUUGAUGUUACAUCUUGAUCUUAUCGUGACUUAGCUAUCCUUGUGAUUGUACGGGUGGCUUGUUUAGGUGGCGGCAAAUGUAUAUAUACAAAAUUUAUUGUAAAUACAAGUAAUGGUUUCUAAGGGCUCACAACAACCAGUUGCAAGUUGCAGAUCUUCUCAAAUCUACAAUGGUAAUGUAUUUCCCUUAAAUUUCUGUGUUUUUCCAAUUAUGCUUAUCCACCAAUGCUUAUCAAUUUCAAAUAUGAUGUGGCACCAUUCAACCAAAACCAAAAAGUCGAGUGAUAAUACGCGGGUGUAAGGAUGCAUAUUCGCGGAUUGUGGAAUUGACUAAAAGUCGAGAGUUAAAGAUUAGAGAGCCAUCUUUGUAAGACAUAUUCCAUUAGCCCAUAAGCUUUUAUCUCAAAAACUCUUACAGCCUAUUGCCUGGUCUAUAUUUGGAAUUUGACAUGAACGCGCCCCAUCUUUUAUAUGUUAUAUACCCGAUUGUGCCAAGGUAAUACGCAGUCAGCCCUUUUGAUAUAUGAUAUAAGAGAGACUUAUCACUCACUUCUACAAACGAGUAUUAUUGAUUUUGUAUCUCCAGGUUCUGAACUGUAACACCUCGAAAAUUCAUGUCUAAUAUAAUAUCGACACGUGUCAUGGGCUUUAAACGUGUAAAAGAUUAACUUUGAGGGACUAAAGUUGACAAACAAAGAAUCUACCUAUGUAAAAGGAUUCAAGGUGUCAACAAUGGAUAAAUAUACCUUUCAAUAACCCUACACGAUGUUUAUACCCUUAAACGAAUGAAUUAUGGAUCAUACGAAGCCAAUUGUGGAAGAAAGUGAGAGAUUACAAACUGCAGGGGUUAAAUGUGUCAACAUGAUUAAUUUAUACCUCUGUGUUGGUGCAUCCGUCUGUCGACUUCGUCUUGUAUCGAGUCUUGUAGGUGAUUCCGCUUGAAAUGACUUCUUGUCAUUUCAAGCGAAAUCUCAAAUACUCUGAUUCCGCUCGAAAUAUUUCUGUUGAUUCCGCUCGAAUUUGUUGUUGUGAUUCCGCUUGAAAUGAACGUGUCAUGUUCAAGCGGAACCUGUUCACCUAUAAAUAGGUUAGUUUAGAGCGAAAUCAUUAUCUUAAUCUUCCGGUUUGCAAUGAAGUGCUGCCGAAGUGUCGUCAUGAUUGUAAAAGGCUUUUAUAUCAAUAAAAUCGACAAGUUAAAGUGAAUACAGUUGAAAUAACACUGAAACACUUGUUUCCGCCUCUUGUUUUGGUGAAAAACUCUUCUGAUCGACUCGUUCAGGUUUGAAAACGAUCCUACAAGUGGUAUCAGAGCUCAGGAGGAAGAGUUCUUGCCAUUUCAGCUGUGUUUUCUGUUUUCUACACCUUCUUCUUCAAAAUUGAAAAUUUUUCCACGGUAAAAUUGGCUCAAUUUUUCACAUAUCACGCGCAAUCAUGGUUUAACAAAUCCUGGAAAGUUUCAGAAUUAAAAUCAAACUAAAACUUGAUAUUUUUGCUAUUCCGCUUGAAAAUCAGCGUGUAAAUGAUGACAUCAGCAGCAUUUCUUGCUGAUUCUGUUUGAAAUCGUGGUUCCGCUUGAAGUUUUUUGGCUGUUUCCACUUGAAUUCAGUGAUUCCGCUUGAAAGAACUUGGUGAUUCCGCUUCAAAUCCUAUUCCGCUUGAACUUACUUUGUGAUUCCGCUUCAAGUGCCUAUCCCACUUGAAAGAGUGUUGUCGUUGAUUCCGCUUUAAAAGAGAUCUCACUUGAAAGUGUUCUUGCUAUUUCGCUUGAAUGGGAUAUUUCGCUUAAAAUUAGAAAAUUGUGACUUUUUGAUAAUUGAAUCAUGGAGAACGAGUUUUAUAACGCCUUUGCUGGUCCAAUGAACAUUACACAGAGUACAUUGCUUGAGAAUGAAACGGGGACAUCACAGAAACCACCUAAGCUUUUGGAUAUUGAUGAUUAUAAUGGGUGGUCCGAACAUUUUGGCAAUUGGGUUGAGGCUUAUCACUUGGAUGCAUGGGAACAUACUGAAGUUCCAUAUGAAAGGCCAACAAAGAACGGUAAUCAGAUAAUGCCAAUCAGGGAAAUGAGUGCUGAUGAUAAAAAGAAGUAUAGAGAUGAGAAAUUGAUGGUGAGUCUGUUACAGCGAGCGAUUAAAGAGGACAUUUUGGUUCUGCUUCAACAUGAUGGAAGUGCAUAUUCGAUCUGGAAUGAAUUGGAAGCAAAAUUUCUGGGAAGUGAUGAUAUGCUCAAGAACAAGAUGUCACUCAUGAAGAAAGAAUUUGAUCUAUUUCGUGGUUUGAAAUCAAAAAACACCAAGCAGAUUAUUGAAAGAUAUUGUAACUUGGUGAAAAAUAUGACGAAAUUGGGCAUCAAAAAGGAUACAGAUGAGCUGAUUGAGAAACUUGCAGAUGCGUUACCACAUGAUAUUUGGGGAACGUAUCUGAUGAUGUUGAGAAACAACAGAAAAGAAUAUAAAAAGGUAACACUGGGUGAGUUUAUUAAACAUCUGGAGGCUCAAGAGAUGGAGCAAAGGAAGAUUGCCAGGAUGAAGAACUAAGAUGGAGAACAAGACAUCGGCUUGUACUUUAAAAGUGGUGUUAGUGAAAAGACAAAUUUCUCUCCAAAGAUUGAAACUGCUUUUAAUGCGAAAGGUUCUUCUGAAAGUUCAUCUCAGGGAUCAAGCAGCACAACAGGAUUUUCUUCAUUUCCAACAUUUGAUCCACAGUUUUCUACAACAAAGAGUGGCAAAGUUCUUCAAUGCAACAUUGCCUUAAAACUUGAAAAUGAUCAGAAUUAUACUGAGGAAGUUGCUAAAAGUCACACGUCUUUGUUGGUAACAGUGCUUGAAUCCUAUGGAGGCUUAGUUGCAGGGAGGAUUGGGAAUCCAAUGCUCACGAAAAAGGAUUACGAUCAAAUUGAUGCCGAGGAAAUGGAAUUGAUGGAUAUAAAAUGGUGCAUGACUAGUGUGUUGAGAAGGGCUGAAAAGUUUAAACAAAUUACAGGCAGAGAUGAUUUUCGCGAGGCACAUGUUUUAACUUUAGGUUUUGAUAAGUCUAAAGUUACUUGUUUUCGUUGUUGGGAAAGGGGGCAUUUCAAGAGAGAAUGCACAAAUCGAGAAGCGAGUGGAGCUCAAAAUCCUUUCGGAAACAACGACUACUACAAAAGGGCGAUUUAUCAUCAAGUUACACAUCAGCCACAUCAACAACAACAGGCACAAACUGCACAUGGUAGAAAAGAAAUUGAAGACUCAAAGAGAGCAUGUCUGGUUAAUCAGGGCAAGGACAGUGGUUUCAGCUGGGAUAAAUACAUUUCAACGGAUAGUAAAGUGUGUUUGGCAGAUCAAGAUGAUGAAAGAUUGCCUGAAGAUUUCAGUUGGGACAAUUAUUGCCCAGACCAAGAAUUCAUGGCCAAAGAGAUGUUAAAUGCUAAAGCUUUUGUUGCUAAUGUUACUGAUGAAUAUUGGGCUGAAAAAUACAGAAAAAUCAGGGAAGCUGAAGAGGAGAAAUGGAGAAAAAUUGAAGAAGAAGAAGAAGAAAGAAGAAAAGCUGAAGCUGAGAAAAAGAAAAGAAAAGAAGAAGUUCAAGUGAGAAGAAGAAUCAAAGAAGUUUCGGAGUUUGAGAUCAAAACUGAUGCUGAAGCAGUAAAAGUUCCAGAGAAGUGUAUGAAUUGUGAUUCUUUGAUCAAACAAAACAAUGAGCUGCUACACAACAUAAAAAGGCUGAAAGAAUCAUAUAAUACUUUGAACAGAGAGAUUAAUAAGUACACCGAGUCGAAUAGUGAACAAGCUGUAGCAUUGAAUACACUCAAAGGAGCAUACAUGAGACAGCUUGACAACGUUAACUACAACACAGAGAAGUGUGCUGAGCUUGAAUUGAAGUUGGCAACCUACAAAGAAUUGAAACUGAAAGAGUCAACAAUUUAUUGAAAAGUUACUCAUGUUCUACUUUUGUUGUUGAUAGAAUUUAUCCGAUUGUGGAAAAAUUGAAGACGUUUGAGGAUGAGAAGACUUCAGAAGAAAAGAAGUCCGAGACAAAAGAAGAGGAUGAAGUGGAAAUUUCUAGAAAAACGACAGAGGCUGAAAAGGAACAAGCUUUCAGAAAGCAGACAAACGAAGAAUUCCUUGCAAAGAAGCAAGAGGACAUGAAGAAAAGUGGUGCUCAGAAGACUAUAGAGACAAGAACCUGUUUCCAGUGUAAAACAAUCGGUCAUAUAGCCAGGAAUUGUCCAAAGGCAAUACAGACAAAACAGGGAGUCUCUGGUAAACUGAAAGAUAAAGUGGUUGA
Molecule: messenger RNA, 6571 nt
Organism: Helianthus annuus (common sunflower)
Lineage: Eukaryota; Viridiplantae; Streptophyta; Magnoliopsida; Asterales; Asteraceae
Product: capping protein inhibiting regulator of actin dynamics-like
Exons: 10
Coding region: 5176-6213 (345 amino acids)
Molecular function (GO): zinc ion binding; nucleic acid binding
Source: RefSeq, a predicted model, not a curated record